UCCGGAUAGUCGUAUUCAUGUUGCCACGUAUUAUUUACUGAAUAGUAUCUAAAGAGAUAAAGAGAUAGAUACAUCUUGUUAGUUGGUAUAUAAAUAGUUAGAAAUAAUCUGUAUAAAUGCAUAUUUAUUAUUUUAUGCAUAUCAUAUUGUUUUAAGUACUCAUCUGAAUGGUAAUAUAUCAUUAAGAAGAUCGUGAUAUAAUUUUUUUUUGGUUAUCUUAGAAGAAAUCGCUAUCAUCUUAAGUCAAUACACUUAAGAUAAUCAAUUUGAUAAAGGUUUAAUAAAUAGCUCUUCUGUUCUGCAACCUGUUAGUUUACAACAAACUCUACAUUGGGUUAGGAAGUGAAGGUUCGUAUAAAUUAUAAAAGUUGUAGUGUUUGUUUCACCUAACUUUUAAAAAACCUUAUAUACCAUGACUAAAGACCACGAAAAAUUAAAAGAUGUAAGUGAACAUUUUACUGAAGAAAAACUAGAAGAAGUCUUAAAAUCUGUCUACAAAGGACAAAAAGCAAAUGUUUUAGAUUGGUAUUUUGACGAAGCAAGUAGUAAAGGUGACAAUUAUUUAUCAACUGUUAAUAAGAUUAAAAUAGUUGCUAAUGUUGAUGGUAAAGAAGUGGAACUCAAGUUGGUAGUCAAAUCUUUACCAAACAAUAUAGGUAGAAGAAACACAUACAGAAGCGUAGAUUUUUUUUAUAAUGAAAUUAUUUUUUACACAAAGAUUGCUACAAAAUUUGAAGAAUUUCUCAAUAAUAAAGGACAAAAUGGACUAUUAUGUAUACCACGUCACUUAGCUUCUGCUCUUGAUGGUAAAGCCGAUUAUAUAGCCCUAGAAGAUGUUUCUCCUCUAGGGUAUAAAUCAAUAUCUAGACAGAGUUGUUUAAAUGAAGUUGAAUAUGCAAUGCUUUUGAAAACUAUAGCAAGAUUUCAUGCAAUUUCUUUUGCAUACAAAGACCAAAAAAAAGAAGAAUUUAAUGAUCUUGUGAAAAACUUGAAUGAAACAUAUAUGAGUGAUGAGCAUUGGGAUUGGUACAAAAGGUUUCAUAAAAGGCUAAUAAAUAUUGCAAAAAAUGCUCUGGAAAUGGAAUAUCCUAACAGUGAAGCAGAGAAACGUUUUAAGUCAUAUGAAUUUGGUGCUCUAUAUAAAAAAGCUGCUGAAUUUUGCACUCGUAAAUAUGAACCAACAUCUGUAGUGAGCCAUGGUGAUUGCUGGGCUCCAAACUUUUUGUCUCAAGACAAUAACAUUUUGAUGCUUGAUUUUCAAUUAACAAGAUGUGCCAGUCCAGUCUUAGAUAUAUCAAUGUGUUUUUAUGGUUGUACAGACAAAAACCUUUGGGAUGAACACUUUGAUAAGUUAUUAACAGUUUAUUAUGAUGAACUUUCCAGUACUAUUAAAUUGUUGGGAUCAGUUCCUGAAAAUCUGUAUUCGUGGGAUACAUUUAUGAAUGAAGUAAAGGAACAGUUUAUGUUUGGUGCAGUAUUUGCACUGGAAAUGGUACCAUUCAGUCUAUUAGAUGAAUCUGAGUCAUUUGAUCUGGAUAUUAUAAAAGAUGAAUCUGGAGUGAAUAUUGAUGAUGUAUGGACACUAUCAAAUAUGAAAGACAAAUCUGGCAGACUCAGACUUGCUAAUGUCUUUGUUCAUGCAGUUGAAAAAGGAUUCCUAUAACUUUAAAAUAUUAAGUGCUCAUAAUUUAAACAUAUAAUGUAUAAUGUCAAAUUAUUUGAAAUACUUUUAUAAUGGAUUAAUUCUAAUUACUCUGCCAAUAAUUUUAUAU
Messenger RNA from Nomia melanderi (Alkali bee), 1772 nucleotides. RefSeq lists its product as uncharacterized. The record is from RefSeq and is a predicted model, not a curated record. Lineage: Eukaryota; Metazoa; Arthropoda; Insecta; Hymenoptera; Halictidae.